AUGAGCCACGAAGGACGACACGGUGGCCGUGGCAGGAGACAUCGAGAAGACCUUGACCGGAGAGAUUGGGAAACACCCGAAGAGCAGCUCAAGUCUGCCAUUUUUAAGUUCGGAGAGGUGGACGCUGUGCAGGAGGCGCCUCGACUGGCAGCACAGAUCCGUAAAUUCGAGCCUCCCAAUGUGUCCGUGUAUGCUGAAGCGAUCAGAAUAGGCGCGGUGGAACAACCCUAUAAAAUUCCACACUAUGCAGCAUUACUCCGAGACCUCUAUGAGCCCUUACCGGCGCUGUCCACGGAAGAAGAAAACGGGUCUUCCAGCACCAAUGAUGUGUCACUUGGGAGACAGAUUCUGGAUGAUUAUUGGAAGGGAUUCCAGGCGUAUCUCGACAAGCAUGCUUGGAGGGAGGUACGGUUUUGUGUGCAUUUCUUUGCACACCUCACUGUAGCUGGGGUUAUCUCCCCCCAGUCUCUGUUGAGCCUCUUACAAUCAUUCACUGCCGUCCUCGAUGAGUUUGGUGUCUCUCUCGGGCGAGCCAAAAAAGCAGCCUUCUGUGCUGCUGAGGGUUUGAUGAGGGCAGGUCAAGUCUUGAAAGAGGUCUCCGCUGCCUCCGUCGUUGAAAUGAUUAGCAGCCUUCAGACCUAUGAAGAGACAACCUUGACAGCCAAAUCCCUUGUCCAACCGUUUGUCUAUUUCCAUUCUGAAGGCUCUUCUGUAGAGCAUGCUGACGAGUAUCUGCAUUGUGCAGUCAAUGCCCUGAAAACUCUGGAGUCGUCCGAUUUUUCCGAAACGUCUUCGAUUUACCCUCAACCUUACGCAGACGCCGAGGCGCUUACUGCCAAUCAAUUUGACUUGCCUUCUGUUCUCGUCCCACCAGAGGUCAUAGAGCUCGACGGACUAGCUACCGAGUCUGGCGAGGACGCCCUGGUGAAAAAAGAAGAAUGGCCAGAUUUUCUCGUUCGCUUAUUCGACAACGAUGUCACACCGGAUCCGAUGACACCGGCGGGAUACGCUGUUCGCACAGACCUGAUGGACAUCGUUGAUAUCUUUGAAGUCAACCGAAAAGAAUGUGCCAGACUGCUGAUGGAAUAUCCAAAGUGGACCAUUGCGGGAACCUUCAAACCAAAACCUACACACGAUAAUCCAGAACGUGUCCCGGUACCAGGGAAGGACUGGCAACUAGAGAGUUCUAUCAUCGAGAGUAUCCUUGGAAUGCAGUUCGUCUUGCCCGAAGCGUCCCAUAAAACAAUCUAUCACAUCGCGUUGAUUACGGAGCUCUGCAAGUUGUCGCCCCAGACGGUGGGACCUGCAGUAGGGAAAUCUAUCCGGAAGUUGUACAGCUAUCUGGCAGACGGGUUGGAUGUCGAAGUCGCCCGCCGGUUCGCCGAGUGGUUCUCUAUUCACAUGAGCAAUUUUGGGUUCCAGUGGGUCUGGAAGGAAUGGGUCCCCGAUAUUUCUUUGACAGUACAACACCCCAAGCGUACGUUCAUUCGCAAGGCAUUGGCACUCGAGAUCCGAUUAUCGUACUUCGACCGCAUCUUGAAGACGCUACCGGAGCCUUUCCAGGAUCCGUCAGCGUUGGCCAUGCCAGAUCAGGCGCCCGGCCCUGAGUACGAUUACGAUGACCCAGCGACCCCCCACCACGACGCGGCCCAAAGCGUGCUCAACCAGCUCCGCGCGCGCGCAAAGCCCGAAGACGUGAUGUCCAACCUCGAGUCCAUCCGGAACGCGAUCGCCGAGACGAGCGAGGGCGACGUGAACGUCGACUCGGUCGUGCGCUCCAUCGCCGUGCAGUCCCUGCUGCACAUCGGCGCGCGCUCCUUCUCGCACUUCCUCAACGCCAUCGAGCGCUACAUCCUCCUCCUCCGCAACCUCGCCGCGGGCGGGAUCGCGGCGGGGUCGGGCGGGCUCGCGAGCGCGGAGGCCAAGGCGGACAUCCUCACGAUCGCCGCGACGUUCUGGCGGCGGAGCCACCAGAUGGUCGGGAUCGUGUUCGACAAGUUCAUGCAGUACCAGAUCGUGGACCCGACAGACAUCGUCCGGUGGGCGUUCAUGCACCAGCAGCGCGGGGACGGACUGGACUGGGACGUGCUCAAGGCCGCGAUCGACAAGGCGAACGGGCGCGUGGUCGUCGCGCGGAAGCGCGUCGCGGCGCUGAGGAAGGAGGAAGACGACAGCAGGGCGCGCGCGAAGGCUGGCGACAGCACGGCGAUGGAGGUCGACACCGAGGCGAAGCAGGACGAGACGCCGGCGGUGGACUCGCCGGCGCUGGUCACCGCGCUAAAGGCGUUUGCGUCGCUCACGCGCGAGCAAAAGUCGAUGCUGUCGCAGGUGCUCGAGGGCUUCGUCGAGAGCCUGCACUCCCCCACCGCCGAGCGGCCGAACCCGUGCGCGAGCGAGGUCAUCACGGAGAAGGCAUGGCACAACCGCGCGAACUGGGGCGACGACCAGUGGAAGGCGUGGACGACGUGGGUGCUGUACAAGCAUUUUUGCAGAACGUAUUCGCCGUACCUCCGCAACUACUCCGUCAGCCUCUCCACCGUCGUGUUCGCCAAAAUCGACGGCGCCACGGACGACGCGGCAGUCCUGAUGAAAAACCUCUGGAACGUCGCCACCGGCCAGGAAUGAAUCUGACACGCAUCUCGGUGUGGUCCACUUACUAUCGAUCCGUCCACCUUUCGGAAGUGCUUGCCCCGCCGUAUACAGGAUACACCCAUCAAUCAAGCUGCUCUCCGUACCUUCCAUAUAUGUAUGCGGUGAUCUCCCAGAGUUUCUCGAUCUCGCGUGUACGUUGGUCCUCGCAGCUGUCGAUAAGUACGAUCUCCUGCCCUGUUAUUCGAUACCGCAUCACAUGUUAUUUCUAUCGGUCUCCAC
Heterobasidion irregulare TC 32-1 is the source of this 2871-nucleotide messenger RNA. RefSeq lists its product as uncharacterized. Gene Ontology annotation, cellular component: nucleus; nuclear cap binding complex. The record is from RefSeq and is a predicted model, not a curated record. Lineage: Eukaryota; Fungi; Basidiomycota; Agaricomycetes; Russulales; Bondarzewiaceae. Gene Ontology annotation, biological process: nuclear-transcribed mRNA catabolic process, nonsense-mediated decay; mRNA export from nucleus. Gene Ontology annotation, molecular function: RNA cap binding; mRNA binding. Bases 1 to 2625 code for a protein of 874 amino acids. The transcript is spliced from 13 exons.